GGGGUGAAGGUAAGGAGAGGCACAGGUAAUUCUCACGUGUCGGUUUCGUGUACGGAGUCGGCGCGCUGUUUGUUAUAAGCGGAGACUCUUGGGGAUGUUGAUGAGAGUGGAAUUGUUGAGGUUCCCCAGGCUCUCAACAAAGUGGUGCUCGUCGAUCACUGCAGCUCCCCUUUCCGCCCCUCUCAGGGCUACAACGGCCACGAUCAGUCUAGCGCCACCAGCCGGGGCCCGCAAGCGCGCAAUGUGUUUCGCCGCUGAACGAGGGCGACCAUGGGAAAGGGAAAAGCUGUGGCUUCAUUGCUUGCGUCGGCGAGGGGGAGGCUCUGCGCACAGCACAGCACAUGCUCAGCCCACGGCUUUUUUUUCACAUGAAACUUUUUUUUUGAUCUCCGCGCCAGCCCUCCACUCCGAGGCGGAGGGCAGACCCUGAUGCACAUGUGUCACGGCGUCGGGUCUACCCCACGGCGUGCAACCAGCCCAGCCAGUCCGGCCGCGCGGAUAUCAGAUAGUGUGUGUGGCAAGCUGAGAGCCAGGCGGCGAGCUGU
Messenger RNA from Aplosporella prunicola CBS 121167, 545 nucleotides. RefSeq lists its product as uncharacterized. The transcript has a single exon. NCBI's taxonomy places the organism in Eukaryota, Fungi, Ascomycota, Dothideomycetes, Botryosphaeriales, Aplosporellaceae. Bases 95 to 430 code for a protein of 111 amino acids. The record is from RefSeq and is a predicted model, not a curated record.